Molecule: messenger RNA, 2596 nt
Organism: Scylla paramamosain (green mud crab)
Lineage: Eukaryota; Metazoa; Arthropoda; Malacostraca; Decapoda; Portunidae
Exons: 6
Coding region: 149-1264 (371 amino acids)
Molecular function (GO): oxidoreductase activity
Source: RefSeq, a predicted model, not a curated record
GGCUAGGCAGUGCUGUUCGGGACACAGUUACGGGAGUAGUGUCUUAGGAUCGCUCCGCUUGUACGGAUGGAAGACAGUGAAGUGUUUGUUUUUAUAUGACAGUAGGCCAAGUGAUAUCAGUGUAUCCGUCAUUACAACACUCGUAAUUAUGGCAUCCUCACAGGAAGUCGUCACUGAGCGUUCAUGCUACCAGUGGAUCACCAGGAAGAGUGAAUAUGAAGAAGAGGAGGAAAGCAUAAAACAUCCUGAGGAGCUGAUGAGAGUGGCAACCUCACACCCUGCUGACUGCGGCACGCCCAUGAGUUCUCCACCAUGGCUUGACACUGACAAACUAAAAAUGGCUCAGUCGUUGUUCCGUCGACACUUCCUUGGCGUGUUCAUCAGCAACUUGGUGGGACUGCUGUGUCUACUGGCUGUGCACAGCGUCCUCAAAGUGCUCGUCUUCACCCAUCGCUCCUCGGUCCGCGCCGCCGCCUUCAAGAGGUACCUGGCCACCAUGAACCACGUGAGGAAAUGGUACACGGAAGAUGUAUUUGAUCCAAGUUCAAGUGCCUUUAGGUCCAUCCUGCAAGUGAGGAAGAUGCACUCAAACGCAUUCCGGUCAGCCGAAUCCGCCCAGGUGUCCACCGCUACCCAGGCCGACAUGAUGGUAACUCAGUGGGCCUUCUUCGGCGUGCUGCUCACCCGCGGCCACCGCCUCGGAGUUCGCUGCUCCAAGGAGGAGGAGGAAGGCCUCGUGCAUUUUUGGAAAUCCAUUGGAUACUUGCUGGGGAUAGAGGACAGGUUCAACUUAGCCUCUGGAGAACUGGAGGAGGUGCGAGCUCGGUGUGAAAAACUGAAUGAGGUGAUGGCGGCUCAUCUCGUCUCCCCGCCUGCCCACUUCCCUGCCAUGGCUGAGGCGCUGCUGUGGGGAGUACACGACAUCGUGCCUGUAGUAGACCCUCCAGCCUUCACAGCCUUCACCUACAACUUGCUGGGUCUCCCUCUGCCCACUCUCAGGCUCUCCUGGUACUCUGUCUUCAUGCUGAGACUCACGGAGUAUAACUUCAGUGUGUUGGUUCACCUUCCCUUGGUGGGGCGCGUGCUGCGGUGCUGCCAAAACGGCCUCCUCACCCUGGCCAUCACCAUCUGCACUCUUUACCCUUCCGUGCCUGCCUUCUGUGGCAAAGUAGAGAAGGCCGUUUUAAAAGCAAUGGAUGGUGUACUGGCUGUGUACCAUAAGGUUAUUUGUUACUUUCCGUAUUCCUAUUCGUUCAAGCGAUGAGGCUUUUUAAUGUGGAACAAAGAAACUGACAGUAAACAGAAAGAAAAUAAAUAAAGUAUUCGUAUGGUUAAGUGGUCCUUUGCCUGUAAGGAUCAGAUCUCAUAGGUUUCAGGGCAAUGUAUCGAGAGCGCACUCUUAAGUCUUGGUUACAAACAGUAUUAAUGUAUUCAGACUAACCGCUUGCAAAGGGCAUUGCUGAGCAGUGAGUCUGUGGGUGCAGCACGAGCCACAGUGUGUCUCAUGAACUCGCCGCAUGGACCGGAUGUUUGCUUGCCUCUUUGCGGUUGUUUGGAGUGUGGUUGUGAUGCCGGUGCUGAUGAAACACACACACACACACACACACACACACACACACAAGAAUGAAAGGGGAAAGAAAGCUUUGGUUACUGGCUUAUGAUGGACAUUGAUAUAGUUGAUGUCUGGAAGCAAGAUUUUUUUUUUUUUUUUUUUUUUUUCAAAUGUAAAAUCGUAACAUUACUUAUUUACGUUAGGACGUUAUGUUUGUGCUAUAGGAAAAUUUAUUGAUGUGGUUAGACUUUACUUAGGACGUUUUUACGAUAAAAUUAUGCACAUGCACUAUGUUCUGCAAGAAUGAAGCUUGGGAUGCAUGUGAAACCUCUCAGUGGUAUUGGCGUGUUUGUGUCUGCCUCUCACUGGUAUUGAUCUCGUGUCCAGUCCGUGUUUCUGUCUGGAGACUAGGCUAAACUCGUGGAAGCUGAUUAUAGAGUUGUGUCUGAUACAAACUAAGGGAUAAAUGUGAAGGAUAGGCUGAGAGCGCGAAGUUCAAAACAAAUCAGUCCUUCCAAGUCUUUUUGAUGGGAAGGCAGAGUAGAUACGAUGUGUGGUAAAGUUCAUUUCAAGUGCGUUCCAGAGGUAUAGGGUACUUGCUACCAUGUCUCGAUGCCGCUCCUUUCGCCUUUGAUUUCUAGUGAUAAUGAAGAUGACAUUGUAAUAAAAAGUUUUCCUUUAUAUUCUCUCUCUUGAUAAUUAUGCUGCUAAACAAGUCAUUUCAUCAGUUAACUUUUUAGCAAGGUUGGUCUGAGCCUACUAACGCUGAGUGUUUGUAUCAUAGAUCUCUUGUGGCAAUGUCUGUCUGAACCAUACUUUGUUCCUCAUGUUCCAGAUACUUUCCUUUCCGUGUACCUAAAGGAGAAUUCGUGCUUUCUCAUCGUAAGUUGUAUUUGAAAGUGUGGAAUUUGAAAGAAUGCUGUCGAGAAAUGUUAUACCUUCAUUAUCAAAUCAGUGAAAAUAAGCGCAACAACAAGAAUUACAAAAACAACACCAACAACAGAAAUCUUAAAACAUGUCAUAAUAACAAGAACUAUUACUACU